This is a messenger RNA of Dreissena polymorpha, 8519 nucleotides long. Its product is annotated as protein zyg-11 homolog B-like. The record is from RefSeq and is a predicted model, not a curated record. Gene Ontology annotation, cellular component: Cul2-RING ubiquitin ligase complex. The transcript is spliced from 14 exons. Lineage: Eukaryota; Metazoa; Mollusca; Bivalvia; Myida; Dreissenidae. Bases 118 to 2397 code for a protein of 759 amino acids.
GUAUCUUUUAGGUGUAUAGUAAAUAAAACAUCGGUCAUGAUGUUGACCGAAUUUCGUUUUGACUUCUUGGACACAUAAAUAUUGAACAGGUCAACAGGUCAAAUUUGCUGUACAUCCAUGCUUGACGUGUUGAAUCGCACAGACCCGCCCCAGGACUGUGACGCCAUGUACGACACUCCAGUCAGCCUCCACAACUGCUGUAUUGACUUCAUCUGCGAUAACCUCGAAUCGCUUUGCAAUGCCGAGGUCACGCCCCUUGGCCACUGCAAGCUUACAUUCAAAGAUCAGGACAUUUACUUCCAGCACCAUCUCUCUGAGCGGCUGCUGGAGGCGCUAUGCGAGAAAGACAAACUAACGGAUGACACGCUAACGCUGUUUGAUGCGAAGAUUAUGAACUUGCGCCAGGUGUGCAUUCGAGACGUGCAAUUGACGACGAAAGGUUUAAGAACGUUAAAACAACACAAGAUCUCCGAUCUUGAGGUCACUGGACUGAAAACCGUCACUAUUAAUGAUGUGAUUGGUUGCCUUGGCGAAUGGAGUCUCACGAAUUUGCGCUCACUCAAUGUCAGUAAUAGCACGUUUUUGAACAGCACGAAAUUCUGCGUGGUGGUUUCACUUUCGAAGCUACGAAACUUGGUCAGUUUAAAUGUUAGUCGAACAGAAUUCAACAAACAUGGACUGGAAAUUAUCGCCGAAGACUUGCCAAAGCUGGAGAGUCUGGAUAUUUCUGUGACGCCCAUUGAUGAUAUUUCUGCCCUGAGGAAGUGUCGUGAUCGAUUAAAAUCCUUGUCAAUGUACUGUUUAAGGGCUGCCCAGACCUCAGACAUGGUACCAGUGCUUUCAGAACUCAAGAAACUCGUUCAUUUGGAUGUGUCAGAUGACUCGUUUCAAAGUGUGCAUUCUAUCUUGUCAACUUCGCCGUUGACGAAAUUUAAAAUCAUUGACCUACUUUCUCAGUCAUCGUGUCUACCUCAUUUGACCUCGUUGGAUAUCUCUGGGAAGGAUGGAAUAACAGAGGAGGUCCUAUCGGACUUCCUGCGAGAACAUGAGAUACGUUUCCUCGGUCUCUCGCUGACACCUGCCUGCAAGUUCGACCGCUUCAAGGAACCAGCCUGUGCAGAAUUCAAGUCCGAUCUUAUGGUGACAGGGGAGGCUACUGAGAGGCAGGUGACGGAGGCUCUGAGACGCUACACGACACGGGCUCUGUACAUGCAGAAGUCACUGUACACGCUGUUCAGUCUCACUCAGGAAAUGGUAGUGCCCAGGGAAGACAUUAUAAGGCUGGUUCUACCGGCCAUGAAGCUGCAUCCCCGUCAGCUGGGAGUCCAGAUGGCGGCCACGGCUUGCCUGUACAAUCUGUCCAAGGCCGAGCUAGGCCAGAAGAUACACCCAAAAUGUCUCAAGGAAAUCAUCGUACUCACGCUGAAGGCGAUGGAGAACUUCCCCAACCACCAGCAGCUGCAGAAGAACGCCCUUCUCACGCUGUGCAGUGACCGCAUGCUACAGGACGUCCAGUUUGACCAGUUUCGGUGCGCCCAACUCGUGAUGGAUUGCCUGUGUCUGUUUGACGAUCCGUCCAUGAACAGAAUGUCUGUAGCAAUCUGCUCCAUCCUGGCCGCUAAGAUAUCCACUCAGAAGACCUCACAAUUGGGCGCCAAGACCCGUUACAUGAAGAAGAUGUUGCAGCUGGUACGGCAGAAGAUUGAGAACAAUCAUGUCGAUAUCACUCUAAAGUUUACACUCAGCGCUUUAUGGAAUCUCACAGAUGAGUCCCCAGCCACUUGCAAUGUGUUUCUGAAGGAAGGGGGCCUGGAUUUAUUCAUGAGCACCCUUCAGAUGGUUGAAGGAAUGGACACGGACACAAGAGUGCAGGUUGAGACCAAAGUGCUUGGUCUUCUGAAUAACAUUGCGGAGGUCCAAUCAUUCCGUAACUUCUUGAUGCGGGAAGACUUCCUUAUGAUUGCUAAGAGACUACUGAAGGCUGAGCAGAUAGAUGUGAGCUACUUUGCAGCGGGCAUCGUGGCACACCUGGCCAGUGAUGGCGCCCAGUCCUGGCUCAUAGCGGGCACCGACAGAGCAGACAUACUCACAGAGCUGUACAAUGUUGUCCUGAAAUGGGAGCAACCCAAUGUCGAGAUGGUAGCGUACAGAUCCUUCAACCCCUUUAUACCCCUACUCCAGUCUUCUGAGAUGCCUGCUGUACAGCUAUGGGCAGUUUGGGCUAUACUGCAUGUCUGUACUAAGAAUGCCCAAAAGUACUGUGCAAUGUUACAAGAGGAGAAAGUGUGUCGAAUACUGGAGCAGGUUAUAUGCGAGCCCUGUCUAGAUACAAACGUUCGCAACAUAGGCAAUCAAGUUGUCACACUCGUUCAAUCAAAUGGAAAGAAAAGUCCUUGACAAAAUUGUGUAUAAAUGAUAUGUUUUGAUAUUAGGAUACAUGUACAUUACAUAAGUGUCCAUAAUAUUGGGAUUAUAUAUUAAGUUUCUACCAAUUAAUAUAAAAGAAUUGUGCAUUUUGGUCUUACACUAAACAUGUCCUUUUGAAUUGAAACUAAGUUUGUAUUAAAAUAGAUUUUUGGUGUUUCCUUUUCUUAAGUUGAUCUUGAUAUGGGAAUUUUAUAAAAGAAUGCAAUAAUAUUUAUUUGUCACCUUGGAUGUAUUAUUGUACUUUAAUAUGCAAUAAUUUGUUUGAAAUUUUCAAAUUAGCCUUACUCUUGGAAACUGGUUCUUAAUGCAUGUGCAUGAAGUGUCAUACCAGAUUAGCCUGUGCAGGUCUCAGUGCAUGAAGUGUCAUACCAGAUUAGCCUGUGCAGGUCUCAGUGCAUGAAGUGUCAUACCAGAUUAGCCUGUGCAGGUCUCAGUGCAUGAAGUGUCAUACCAGAUUAGCCUGUGCAUGAAGUGUCAUACCAGAUUAGCCUGUGUAGGUCUCAGUGCAUGAAGUGUCAUACCAGAUUAGCCUGUGCAGGUCUCAGUGCAUGAAGUGUCAUACCAGAUUAGCCUGUGCAGGUCUCAGUGCAUGAAGUGUCAUACCAGAUUAGCCUGUGCAUGAAGUGUCAUACCAGAUUAGCCUGUGCAGGUCUCAGUGCAUGAAGUGUCAUACCAGAUUAGCCUGUGCAGGUCUCAGUGCAUGAAGUGUCAUACCAGAUUAGCCUGUGCAUGAAGUGUCAUACCAGAUUAGCCUGUGCAGGUCUCAGUGCAUGAAGUGUCAUACCAGAUUAGCCUGUGCAGGUCUCAGUGCAUGAAGUGUCAUACCAGAUAAGCCUGUGCAUGAAGUGUCAUACCAGAUUAGCCUGUGCAGGUCUCAGUGCAUGAAGUGUCAUACCAGAUUAGCCUGUGCAUGAAGUGUCAUACCAGAUUAGCCUGUGCAGGUCUCACAAGCUAAUCAGGGACUAACCUUUUGUCCUCAAUUGGGUUUUGGCUCAGAAAUAUUCCUUAAAAGCAGACAGUGUCGUGCCUGAUCUGGGGCAACACUUGGCGCACAUUAACACUUCAAAGAGCGUGGUUCAAAUGCAUGUUGUUGUAUUAAAACAUCUGGGGCAACACUUGGCGCACAUUAACACUUCAAAGAGCGUGGUUCAAAUGCAUGUUGUUGUAUUAAAACAAGUGUAUUCUGUAGACAGGAUGGACUGGGAACUUAAUUUGCUGUUUUGGAUAUUAAAUAGUGUAGGUCGUAUGUCGUCAAAUAUUAUAUCUUGAUGUUUUUGCAACAGAUUUGUGAUGAAUGAGUGUGGGUAUCUUGUUUACAUUUUCAAUAAUAGCCUUUGGUACACGGGCACUUGGUGUUGUUUAUUAACUGACUUCAUUUAAUUAUUGAAGAAGUUAAAUUGUGGCAUUAACAUGUACUUUCACUUAUCAGAAGGUACAGAUUGGCAUAAUUAUAUUUUAUGAAGUGAUGUUGUUAUGUCAAGUGUUUGUUUGAUAAAGCAAGUGAUUGUUAGCUGUUGUAUAUUUCAUUUCUGUCAUUUGUUUACCCUCAUUUAAGCCUACUAGUGUCGUACAUAAGUUAAUUAUAUCUUUAUUGUACUAUCACUCACUGAUGACAAAACAUUAAUUAUUAUUAAAAGUGUAUUAUAAUAAUGUAUACCAAACUGUUUAGCCCAUUGUUGAUAAUAGCAAUCAAUACCCAAAAUUAUAUUUUAGUUUAUAACAAAAUUAUAGAAAAUUAUUUAAUGUAUGUUUAGUUGCACAUUGCAGAAGUAAAUUAAAAACUGUUUCCAGUUCUCUCAUAGGUUGUUUAUCACAAGUUAAUAAUUAAUACAGAAAUCUUGUAACGAAUAGUAGGUUGUUUAUCACAAUUUAAUAAUAAAUACAGAAAUCUCAUAAAGAAUAGUUUUCGUGAGUCCUUACAAAAUGCAGCUCAAGGUUCUGAAAGACUUUCAACUCUUAAGACAGGGCAGGACUAAUGGCCUGGUGUCACACAGAGCAAUACAUUUAUAUGGGCCAUGCUCUGUGAAAAAGGGGGUUAAAUGCAUGUGUGUUAAGUGUUGUCCCAGAUUAGCAAGUGAAGUCAGCAGGGACAACACUUUCCGCUUUAUGAUAUUUUUCAUUUCAAGAAAGUCUCUUCUUAGCAAUAAUCAAGUUAAGGCAGAAUAUGUCGCCCCUGUUUAUCCUUUGCAGACUGCACAGGCUAAUCAUGGAUGACACUUUAUGCACAUGCAUUAGUCUUCCUUUGCACAGAGCGCAUAUUAAUUAUCAAAUAGAUUAUGUCUAGAAAUUCAUAUUACUUCUUCUGUAGAAAUGUUUGUGUUAAAAUAUGAGUGUUGUUUUGUUUAUUCGUUUUGAAGAUUAUUGGAAAAUGCAAUAUAUAUGUUACGUGACAGAAUAAUUUAUGCUGUGUUGUUGAUGUCUUACCUAUUACUAGAGAAGUUUUACAUAAAGCCCUUCUGACAAUUUCACGAUAUUUAAUAGGGUAAAACAAAAAUCUGUGAAUGGCACACUUUUGUUAUAUUUUAGUAAAGACAAUAAUUGUAUUAUUGUUUCUAAUAUUUUUAGCAAAGUAGCCAAUAAAUAAAGUAAUUUAAAUCAACAGCUGCUUCAUUUAAUUAUAUAUUUCCGCACAAAUUGAAUGAUUCAAAGCUACAACGUUGUCACCUCCAUUUAUAUAUAUUAUAAUUCCUAUUAUUUAAGAAUUUUUGUCAGAGUUAAUAUUUUUGCAUGAUACAUGCUGAUAAAGAAAAAAGACAAAAUUAAAAUACCUGGAAAAGAAAACGGCGAAUUUAUUUUAAGUGAUAACUGCAAAGUAAUGGGUCACAGUUCUUUCUGUUCAUAAUAAGUUCUUAAUAAAUGACACAAAUUGCAGAAAAAAAAUCAAGUCAUCGUUCUUGACUGUUAUUGAAAUAAAAUUUUCUAAGCUGCAUGUUGCUUUUGCAACCUUUUUUUUACUGAUGACAGGUACAAAGUUAAUUAACAGCCCUCGAGAAUUACGGGUGAUGGUUUAAACUUAAGUUGUGAUUUUUUAAAUCCCUUUAUUUAUCAUCUUACAUUAUUUGAGAUAAGUUAGAGUGUAUUAUUAUUAAUGAAUUAUUUUACCUGAAGAGAAACAUUUCCUAAGAAAUUUUCAUGAAAAUGUUAGUAUGACCUACUUCGCAAGUUGCUUGAAAAUGAAUCAUAGCCAGUCAUUUUUAUGUUGGUAUACGCCUAUAGUAUACUCCAAAUAUUUAGCAUGGUUAAGUUACAAAUAAGUCAGCCAUGUACAUUUUGCUAUACAUUAUAUUUAUGGCCCCCUUCGAAGAAGAGUGGGUUUAUUGUUUUGCACAUGUCGGUCCGUCGGUCGGUCCAUCGGUCCGUUUGUCCACCAGAUGGUUUCCGGAUGAUAACUCAAGAUCAUGAAACUUCAUAAGUACAUUGAUCAUGACUGGCAGAUGACCCCUAUUGAUUUUCAGGUCACUAGGUCAAGGUCACAUUGACUCGAAACAGUAAAAUGGUUUCCAGAUGAUAACUCAAGAACGCUUACGCCUAGGAUCAUGAAACUUCAUAGAUACAUUGAUCAUGACUGGCAGAUGACCCCUAUUGAUUUUCAGGUCACUAGGUCAAAGGUCAAGGUCACAGUGACUCGAAACAGUAAAAUGGUUUACGGAUGAUAACUCAAGAAUGCUUACGCCUAGGAUCAUGAAACUUCAUAGGAACAUUUAUCAUGACUGGCAUAUGACCCCUAUUGAUUUUCAGGUCACUAGGUCGAGGUCACAGUGACUCGAAACAGUAAAAUGGUUUCAGGAUGAUAACUCAAGAAUGCUUACGCCUAGGAUCAUGAAACUUGAAAGGUACAUUGAUCAUGACUGGCAGAUCAAGGUCACAGUGACUCGAAACAGUAAAAUGGUUUCCGGAUGAUUACUCAAGAAUGCUUACGCCUAGGAUCAUGAAACUUCAUAGGAACAUUUAUCAUGACUGGCAUAUGACCCCUAUUGAUUUUCAGGUCACUAGGUCAAGGUCACAGUGACUCGAAACAGUAAAAUGGUUUCAGGAUAAUAACUCAAGAAUGCUUACGCCUAGGAUCAUGAAACUUCAUAGAUACAUUGAUCCUGACUGGCAGAUGACCCCUAUUAAUUUUCAGGUCACUAGGUCAAAGGUCAAGGUCACAGUGACAAAAAACGUAUUCACACAAUUGCUGCCACUACAACUGACAGCCCAUAUGGGGGGCAUGUAUGUUUUACAAACAGCCCUUGUUGAAAUUAUUGCCAAUGCCUGCACAAUUGAUUCAUUUAAAUUUACAAUGUAUAGCCGACAUUAUAGCGGAGGAAUUUAAACAAAAUAUGCAAAUGAACAAAGUCAUGUUCAAGUUUCUUCAGGGAAAAUAUUAUUAUGUACAGGGAUCUACUGACUUGAUUCUGACAAACAAAUACUGUUAAAGAAGUUCAAAUUAUGGUUGUUAUACCUCCACAAACAAAGUUUAAGGGUGUACAUGUAUAUAGGAGUGAACUUGUCUGUCAGUCGGUCAGUCUGUCGGUCUGUCUGUUGUUCCGUAUUAAGUGUCCGCUCUCUAAUUCAAGUAGUUUUCAUCCGAUCUUCACCAAACUUGGUCAGAAGUUGUAUCUUCAUGAUGUCUAGGCCAAGUUUGAACAUGGGCCUUGCCAGGUCAAAAACUAGGUCACGGGGUCACUUAGUGCGUUUUAAACAUUCAGCAUGCUGUCCGCUCUUUAAUUCAAGUAGUUUUCAUCCGAUCUUCACCAAACUUGGUCAGAAGUUGUAUCUAGAUGAUCUUAAGGCCAAGUUUAAACAUGGGCCUUGCCGGGUCAAAAACUAGGUCACAGGGGUCACUUAGUGCGUUUUUUAACAUUCAGCAUGGUGUCCUCUCUCUUAUUCAAGUAGUUUUCAUCCGAUCUUCACCAAACUUGGUCAGAAGUUUUAUCUAGAUGAUCUGAAGGCCAAGUUCGAACAUGGGCCAUGCCAGAUCAAAAACUAGGUCAUAGGGUCACUUAGUACGUUUUACACAUUGAGCAUGGUGUCCUCUAUCUAUUUCAAGUAGUUUAAAUUCGAUCUUCACCACACUUGGUCAGAAGUUGUAACUAGAUGAUGUGAAGGUCAAGUUCGAAAAUGGGCCAUGCCGGGUCAAAAACUAGGUCACUGGGUCACUUAGUGUGUUUUAAACCUCACCAUGUUGUCCGCUCUCUAAUUCAAGUAGUUUUUAUCAAAUCUUUACCAAAUUUGUCAGAAGUUGUAUCUUGAUAAUGUCUAGGGCAAGUUUGAAUAUGGGUCAUGCCGGGUCAAAAACAAGGUCACGGGGUCACUUAGUGCGUUUUAAACAUUACAAUGUUGUCCGCUCUCUAAUUCAAGUAGUUUUCAUCCAAUCUUCACCAAACUUGGUCAGAAGUUGUUUCUAGAUGAUGUCUAGGUCAAGUUUGAAUAUGGGUCAUGCCGGGUUAAAAACUAGGUCACGGGGUCACUUAGUGCGUUUAAAACCUCACCAUGUUGUCCGCUCUCUAUUUCAAGUAGUUUUCAUCCAAUCCUCACCAAACUUGGUCACAAGUUUUAUCUAAAUGAUCUUUAGGACAAGUUUGAACAUGGGCCAUUCCGGGCUUAAAACUUGGUCACAGGGUCACUUAGUGCGUUUUUUAAAAUUCAGCAUGGUGUCCGCUCUCUAAUUCAAGUAUGGUAGUUUACAUCCGAUCUUCACCAAACUUGGUCAGAAGUUUUAUGGAGAUGAUCCGAAGGCCAAGUUAGAACAUGGGCCUUUCUGGGUCAAAAACUAGGUCAAGGGGUCACUUGGUGCGUUUUAAAAAUUGAGCAUGGUGUCCGCUGUUUUUUGUGAAGACGACAUGCAAAAUAUUAUGUGUCAAUGCGGCAUUUGGGGGUAUUCCUCAAGUCUGUGACAAAGCUCUAGUUAGUCUUAUACCAAGAUUUCGAUUUAUAAUGCUGAUUGAUUAAAUUAAUUACAGAUCUUUAUCACAUCAGCCUUGCAAAAUACUUGAAUAUCGUACUGUAAUUUAUCGUAAUAUACAUAUACAGUGUGCUUAUUGUUGACUUGUUGUUAACGUGAUUUCGUAUUAUAAAUCAUGAUUUCCUGAAUAAAAUGUUCUGUUUUA